Paraglomus occultum is the source of this 1086-nucleotide messenger RNA. The record is from the annotation of a GenBank genome assembly. Lineage: Eukaryota; Fungi; Glomeromycota; Glomeromycetes; Paraglomerales; Paraglomeraceae.
AUGUCGAUAACGAUACUUCCUCACCGCCUUCGAUUACUCUCUAUCCCCAAAGCCUCUCUUCAUUUAUUUGCCCAAUCGCUCACUCGCAAUAUUGUCUUUCCUCCUGAUGAUCAACCCAUAUUCUCUAUCACAGAAACCGCAGUUGAAAUCUCUAUUGUUGCAGAUGCGGAAACAGUAGAGAGAGAUUUUGCGAGAUUUAGAGAAGGAAACAAUAUCGAGAUUAUGGAUGAUUUGUUUAGGGCCUUGGUGCUUGGUGAUGAGGGUCUGGACAAUUCAGGGAAAAGAAUAAACGAUAUAUCAUAUUUUCUUUCUAGAGUUGGUGUGUCUGUCUUCUAUCUUUCUACUUAUCAAGAGGACAUUGCCUUGGUAAAGGAAAAAAAUCUUCCAUUAGUUAUGCAAACCCUCUGUCCGACGUUCACAUUCACCAACGGUUCGCCUUCAUUCUCAUCAAUCCCAUCUUUGAUACCCACUGACCGAAGCGUACCCUCACCACCAGCCGAAGACGACGAUGAACCAUUUCAACCAGAGCAGAUGUCCUUUGCAGUACCUUUGACAGCUGAACGGCCUUUUGAUUCGCCAGUGAUUAUGGUAGGCGAUAGUUCGCAUAUGCAUUCGGACAACCCCUUUUUUUCUGGAAUGAUGGUUGAAUUUGAAGAUCAGGGAACAAUGAGAAAAAGAGAAAUAACAAACGAUGAAGAAAUUGCGGCUGAGGUUAGACGACAGUGUACCAAGCGUGUCACUCCGCAUAGACUGAAAAUGGGAGUACAUCGAAAGCGUGAGACCAAUUCUCUUGAAGCUACCUCAGAAGGUAUAACUAUUGUCACUGAUGAGACCGUGCUCAAAGAAUUUCCUGAACACACGUUGAACAUGAGCAGCGUUCCUAUUCUGCUCAGGUGUAUCUAUAUCGACAUAUCUCGCUUUGGACUGGACAAAUACGGCGUUUUGUACUCGAUAUCUAAUCCUUUGAUCUCGAACGGAAUAAACUUACUCUAUUUGAGUACGUUAAAGACUGCAAACGUUCUGGUGCAACAUUGCGACCUUGACAGAAGUUUCAGAAUCCUUGCGCAAACCGCACAACAAUCAUGA